UGUCGUCGUCACACGGAAAAACCAAAACAAGUGGAUGACAUUUCUGACAGAAGCGGCCCGAACGGCGCCACCGGGAGAAGGUAACGAGCACGAACCACGUCGAGCCGACCCGGUCCCGGUGUCCCCCGCCUCACAGUACAUACUGGAAGCGUGUCGUCACUGCUGGUUCACUCUAUUUCAGUAAGAGCGGGCUAGCCCAAUGCUAACCAGAGCUAGCAUCAUGGGAGGGGGGCGGCUGCCAUAGCAACCGUCUGAGAAACACUGUGGCGCUUAAUGCUAGCUCAACCAGCUAGCUAGCUAGAUAAUACAUCUACCACCUUAGUGACUCACGGUGAGCGCGGACCGCCUCGUCGCUCCUCGUCUAGCGGGCUUUAGAGACCUCAGAGCCCGCGGCCAUGCGUCGCUGCCCGGGUCGCGGCGGGCUGGAACUGAUCUGGGAUGUGAUCUGAUCAGACCCGAGCCUCACGUCACUUGUCAGAGGGCGACAGGAGCCGCCAGACUAUCUGGUCCACCCCGACACUCGUUUGAGUAUGGAUGUAGAUGACUGCAAUGGCUCGUCCUAUAUAUCAGGUGCAGCAAGUGGUGAGUCUUCAGUGGAGAGGGAGUUUCCUGGGGCGCCCGGGGUUCCAUCAGCAAGCACCCCCAACAGCCAGCACACCUCUCCUAGCCGCUCGCUCAGUGCUAACUCCAUUAAGGUGGAGCUGUACAGCGACGAUGAGCCGGGCCAGGGGGGUGAGGAGGACGGGGGGGAGGACGGGGGUCCGGACCACGGGGGGGAGGGCGGAGGGGCCUACAGGGAGAUGAACCACGUGGACGCCAUGACCUCUGGAGCCACUCGACUUCCCAACGGGAAGCUCAAGUGCGACAUCUGUGGCAUGAUCUGCAUCGGACCCAACGUCCUCAUGGUGCACAAGCGCAGCCACACAGGUGAGCGACCCUUCCAGUGUAAUCAGUGUGGCGCUUCGUUCACUCAGAAGGGAAACCUCCUCCGACACAUUAAGUUGCACUCGGGAGAGAAGCCCUUUAAAUGCCCCUUCUGCAGUUACGCCUGUCGUAGGAGAGACGCCCUCACCGGCCACCUCCGCACUCAUUCGGUGUCCUCCCCGACUGUAGGGAAGCCCUACAAGUGCAGCUACUGCGGGCGGAGCUACAAGCAGCAGAGCACCCUGGAGGAGCACCGCGAGCGCUGCCACAGCUACCUGCAGAGUCUGGAGACGCUGCACCCCGCCAGCACCCACCUCCCAGGAGAGGAGCUGAGGUUCACCCCUGACUCUGUGCUGCAGCCGCCCUCAGACCAGUUCCUCGACGGCCUCACUAGUAACUUCGCCAAGCGAAAGAGAUCAACACCACAGAGAUUUGUAGGACAGAAGCACAUGCGUCUCAACAUGGCCGACGCGCCCUACGAGCUCAGCGCUGCGUUUGAGAAGGACGGAGACCUGAACCCUGCCCACCUUGAGACGCCGCACUUCCCCGGUCUGGGGGGAGACUACGCCGCUGCCCCGGGUGGAGGAGGUGGAGGUGAUGGAGGUGGAGGAGGGGAUGGAGGAGGAGGAGGAGGGCUGACGGAGCAGCCCGCGCCGCCCCGCGGCCCUCAGUCGGCUCGGCCCUUGCGUUUGUCGGAGCUCCGCCCCUUGCUCAGCUCCGCGCACAGAGCCCCGCCCCCUCCGCAGGGGGCGCGGCUGGACUGUAUGGGGGGCGGCGGCGGCACCGGGGGAAGGGAAGCGGCGGAGGGCCACGAGGACCUGCCCCCUGGCCGCAGCGGCGCGCCGUCGCCUAGCAACGGUUGCCAGGACUCCACGGACACGGAGAGCCUGCACGACGAGCCGCAACUCCUCCACCACCACCACCACCACCACAACAACCUCCACUACAGCGGCGGCCCGGGCCCCGCCCCCCCGCCGCCGCACCACCGGGCCCGAGGGAGACCCCUCCCCGGGCACGCCAAAGACGCGGAGCGGGAGGAGGGCGCCCCCCCGGGGGGCCACGCCUUCGCCGCCGCCCCGCCCACGCCGGGCUCCCCCGCCGCCCCCUCCUCCACCUCCCGGGAGGCGCUGCGGGUGGUGGACGGGGACGGGCGCGCCGUGCGGUCGUUCCGCUGCGAGCACUGCCGCGUGCUGUUCCUGGACCACGUCAUGUUCACCAUCCACAUGGGCGCGCACGGCUUCCGACAGCCCUUCGAGUGCAACAUCUGCGGGCACCGCAGCCAGGACCGCUACGAGUUCUCCUCCCACAUCGUCCGGGGGGAACACCUGCUGGAGUGAGGAGGUCACCUGAUCCACCAGGAGGGCUCCUAUUGGAAGGACCCCCCCCUGCUCCUUUUGGAGGGAACCCGCUGCUCCUAUUGGAGGAACCGCCCUGCUUUGCUCCUAUUGGAGGAACCCCGUUGCUCUGCUCCUAUUGGAGGAACCCCGUUGCUCUGCUCCUAUUGGAGGAACCCCCUGGCUGAGUUUGAUCUGCACAACGUACCCACAGAAGGAUCGGUAGUGGUCCACACUUUAACUAGUAGAUUCUCUGGAGAGGUGUGGCUUAAAGAGAACUCCAAGGAAGGUCACAUCAUUUUAAAUCUAAAAACAAGGUCCUAUCAUUCUUAAUGCACUUUGAACGAUGAAUAUCUCUGAAAAUGCACUUUUGAAUUAUUUUAUUAUAGUAGAUGAGUCAUCACUGCACCUUUCUAUCUUCAGAAGUGCCUUGCUCUAAAACAAUAUUUGACCCUUUGCUUUCUGAUCAACAGUAUAUGCUUGAUGUUAUUUAAUGUCUGAGAAGUUCCCCUCGUCUGCACUUUGACCGAGAUAUUGUAAAAGAAUAGCUUAAGAUGUGGUCGCGGUCCUUUUUAAAACGAGCUCACCGUACACGGUGAAGUCGACACUUGUAUUCCUUUUUCUUUUUUUUUAAGAUAAUCUUAAGAGCACUUUCCUCCAGCUUCAUUCCUCCACUCUCUGAAGGUGGGGGCUUCUCUGUCGGGGCCAGGAGGGGUUUCGAAUGCAGACCAAACUUGGCCCGACCUGUACGAGGAAACGGUCUGGACCUCGGUUAGGAAAGCACUUUGUUAGCUGUGGUGAGCUGUGUGUGUAGAGGAUGAAGGGACAGGGAAGAGACCCAUGUGAAGGGAAACUGAAAGGCUUUUAUUGGUGUGAAUGGUGGAUAGUAAUGUAUGAUAUAUCUAUUUUUCUGGCUUUUGUUGCACUGAUACCUGCCGGAACACAAUUAUAUGAAAAUAUUUUAUGGAAGAAUACAUUUAUGACAUGCACAUUUCACUGAAAGUCUAAGGAAAGAAGGUUAUUUUUUUCAAAAAAGAGUCAAAGCGUUUCAAAUUCCCUGCCACUGCCACUCACAGGAAGACGACUCAUCCAUGAAGAUGUCCUGAACCCCUCCCCUUACUAGAAACACAACCAAACUGUUUAUGUGGGGUGUAUUUCAGGUAGUGUACAGUUUGGACGGUGCCUUUAUGACCGGGACUCAAUUGAAGGACAUGAAACCAAGCGUCACGUCUCGACAGGUGAUCCUCCACGUUGUCGGCGACUCUGAGCGAACUCUUCUGGACCUCUGAUUGGGUUCUGCAGGGACGGAAGAGGCAGACGUACACAGUGGGAUCUAUUCCAACUCCCUUUUCGGAGAAGUAGCGUAUGCUUAUUUGAGAUGGCCUUGAGGUGCAUUGGAUUUGAAACACGUUUGAAAUGAAGCUUUCUGAAGUUUGAAGUUUUCUGCCCGUUAGUUAUAACCUGGCUUUAUUAUCGUCAUAGAAUAUUAAUUGACCGCCCAUUUGAUGGAAGAAUUCACUUUAUAUUUCACAAGUAGUUGAUGUUUGAAAUGACAUCCUGUAGCGUUUGGGUUCGAUGGCGUUUCAGUGCUGUUGAGCUGCUCUGUUUUGAUUCUCCUCUCUGGAAUUUCUACCAGCGGUCUGUUUAAACUGCAAAUAGGCGUCCUUAAUAUUUUUUUAAGCAGAGGAAGUGGGGGGGGGUUAAGUCGUUAAACUCAACACAUUUUUCUUGGACUUGGCCAAAGAACAUCUUCUCAUUAUGAUGUUUGUACUGAACGCGUUUCCUUUGAUGUGGGAGAGGUGGAGUCCCAUCUUUGAGUUCCAUAUACCGGUUCAACGGGUCGUUGGUACCAUCAGUGAUUCUGUCCCCUGAUCUUGUCCAAAUAGGUGUGCAAUUCCUGCCCUGGUUGACGGUGUUAUUCAUGUUGACCUCAGUUCCUCCUGCAGGCACCGCUGAUACACAACACUGUUUUCAUCGUUUGUUUUGUCUAUCUUUAGAAAAAGAAAUCCACUUCAUUUAAGAUGGUCCCCUUUUUAAAAAAACGUUAUGCCCUGUACUAGCCGCAAGACACUGACAUGUUUUUAUAUAGUUUCACUCGUUCACUGUAUUGGUAGUGACUGAUGUAAAUUCACCCCAUGGGCGUCUCAUUCAGAUGAUUCUGCAUGCGUUUGUGUAUUACAAGGUGGAAUGUGUUCACACACCAUUGUUGUAAGAGAGCGAUCUAAAGGAAAGACCCCUGGUGUGAUGAGAGGGUGAAAUUCGUUCAGUCUGCCUUGCUUCUGUGCCUUUUGCCUUGGGAGUUCACCGUGUAAUUCUUCAAUGUUUGGUGUGCUAAACAUUUUGUUCCCCCCGUUCACAUCAGAGUGCUAAAUUAGGACAACAAUCAAUGGCUGAAGUGGGCAGAAUGGUAGACUCCACCUAUUGAGGGAGACCUCACCCAGCGGUAAAUCACUGCCACCGUUGAGCUCUGAUACGGCCGCUGGUCACCUGACACACUCGUAUCAGUGCCUAGUUCCCCACGCUUAAGAAGUUUACCUGUUUGUGAUCUGAUGCUGAAUCGUGUCCAUCUCCUGUUCCUGCAACGCCCGAAACUGCUUCUUAAAAUCAGCACUGUAAAUACUCUCUGAUCGCUUUAAGUAACUGCAGAGCCUUUUUAAAUGUAUCCAACGUAUGCAAGUACUUGUUUCAAUCUUAAAACUACUGUCGGUUUUGUACUGUAAGCAGAGUCUAUUAAAAAAUAAAAUAUUUGACAAACUA
Messenger RNA from Gadus macrocephalus (Pacific cod), 5015 nucleotides. RefSeq names its product zinc finger protein Eos-like. Gene Ontology annotation, molecular function: RNA polymerase II cis-regulatory region sequence-specific DNA binding; DNA-binding transcription factor activity. The record is from RefSeq and is a predicted model, not a curated record. Gene Ontology annotation, biological process: regulation of transcription by RNA polymerase II. Lineage: Eukaryota; Metazoa; Chordata; Actinopteri; Gadiformes; Gadidae. The transcript is spliced from 8 exons. The coding region runs from base 531 to 2261 and encodes 576 amino acids.